Molecule: messenger RNA, 1557 nt
Organism: Melitaea cinxia (Glanville fritillary)
Lineage: Eukaryota; Metazoa; Arthropoda; Insecta; Lepidoptera; Nymphalidae
Product: carboxypeptidase N subunit 2-like
Exons: 7
Coding region: 1-1557 (518 amino acids)
Cellular component (GO): extracellular matrix
Molecular function (GO): protein binding
Source: RefSeq, a predicted model, not a curated record
AUGAUUUAUUAUCUAGUAUGCCAAGCGGCACAAGCAGGGUGCAAUCUGUCUCCAUGUGAUGUCCUUGAAAUAUUCACCACCGGUCGUAAACCUGGUCAGCCAGCAAACACUGGCUGUUCAAGCGAGCUCCACUGGCGUAAGCUUGACCGAAGACUCCGAGCAAUAGAACAACCAGUAUGGACUAUAAGUUUUGGGCAGUCGCGAUGGCGCCAAUGUUCCAAGGGCUCGUGUAGCUGUGACGUAGUUCAUCGUACGCUAAAAUGCUGGCGAGCUGGAUUCACGAGCCUUUCGCCUGAUCUGAUUGUACCGGCUGAUUUAUACACAAUAGAUCUUGGUACAAACAAACUGCGAACUUUACAUAAGACCACGUUCAAGGGAAUGCGGUCUUUAACAGAGUUAGACAUGUUUGACAAUCAUGUCGAAUUCUUACCUUCUGGGAUUUUCGAUUCCCUUGUUAAUUUGCGAAUAUUGCGUUUGCAGAGAAAUUAUCUAGAAGAAAUCGACAGUGAAGCGUUCAGAUAUACGAAAAAGUUAUUCCACGUCGAUUUGUCAAACAACUUUUUGUAUACAUUGCCCGAACGGUUAUUUGUUAACAAUUCGUACCUGGAAACUAUCGAUAUAUCAAACAAUCAGAUUGUGUACAUACCCUCGGAUACUUUUAUCGGACUUAAAUCGCUUACAAUAUUAGAUUUAUCAAAAAAUAAAAUUCAACAAAUAGAAAACGGUACAUUUAAUUUGAACAAUUUACAAAUUCUAAAACUAUCUGAUAAUAAAAUAAGUAAUAUAACAGAAAACGCAUUUGAAAGUCUUUUUUCUUUGGAAACUCUAUUAUUAGACAAAAAUAAUUUACAAAAUAUUCCAAAUAAUCUAUUUCAUCGUUUAUAUUGUUUGACUUUCUUGGACUUAUCCAACAAUUACUUGAGUAUGUUGACUGGCCUGGAAUUCGUUACAUUAACACAACUUCUUCACUUGGAUUUAAAAGGAAACUCCAUAUCAGAGAUCCCGGAUGAUAUUUUCGCGAAUUGUACUAAUUUAGAGAAACUGGAUUUAUCAAAAAACAAAUUACGCUUCUUGAAUAUUUCAACUUUCCACGGCUUAGAAAAUCUUACGUCGCUUAUACUCUCAGACAAUCAUAUUUACGAGGUCAAUUCUAAAACAUUUUCAACUCUCAAGAAUCUUACAACUUUGUAUUUGGACAAUAACAUGUUUCCGUCGCUGCCUUCUCGAACCCUUGACUACAUGCCUAAGUUAGCGAACGUGAAAAUGUCUAAUAAUCCCUGGCAUUGCGAUUGUCACGCCCUUUACGUAUCUGCAUGGGUUCGCCUUAACGAAAUGAAAAUAUGGGAUUAUUCGCCUACAUGUGUAUCGCCGUGGUAUUUAGAAGGACAUUUUCUUAAGAAGCUGAAAUUUCCUGAGUUGUGUUCGGGGCAGUGGGCCAGUAUGGUGAACCUUUCACCGCGCCUGCCUAUGCAACAACUUCUGUCUCUCAACGUGAGUUUCAACAGAAAACCUCAAGGCAGCAUAGAACACGACGAUGGUACGGAAGACUGGAAUUAA